Molecule: messenger RNA, 327 nt
Organism: Tinamus guttatus (white-throated tinamou)
Lineage: Eukaryota; Metazoa; Chordata; Aves; Tinamiformes; Tinamidae
Source: RefSeq, a predicted model, not a curated record
AUGAAGAACAUUUGUCAAGUGUCUUCCACACCUACGGCUGCAAUUCUCGCUUUGCUGGGGGUCUUCUUGACCCCGACUUCAUCGCAGACCUACGACUUGUCACCUGAAAAUGGUUUGGUCACGGCAACUAUGACUAUUGACAAUAAGAGAAACUUGGCUGAUGUCCAUAUCCGCUCUGGGUUGUACUCCUCUGAUACCAUUUUUGACUACCAGCAUGGAUAUAUUGCAGCAAGGGUGUUUUCACGGAAUGCCUGCUUUAUCCUGAAAAUGGGCAAAAAUACCUUCCCAGAGCUACGGGAAAUUGGGCGCAGAGCUUAUGAGAAAGAG